Molecule: messenger RNA, 747 nt
Organism: Parathielavia appendiculata
Lineage: Eukaryota; Fungi; Ascomycota; Sordariomycetes; Sordariales; Chaetomiaceae
Exons: 2
Coding region: 1-747 (248 amino acids)
Source: RefSeq, a predicted model, not a curated record
AUGGAUGGACUCGGCAUUGACCACCGCUAUCACCACCAACACCAACACCAACACUUUGGCCAUGCGCCAUUCGCACCACAGCAAUUGCCAUCACAGCCUACGCGCAAGCGCAAGGCCGAAGUGCCACCAGAGAACAAUGAACGUCUAUCCAAACGGAUGAGUUUAUUGAAUCUCGAACACUCCGGCCAAAAGCUUUACGUUCCAGUCGAAAGCCCCGACGCUCACUAUGUAGACGCCAGCGCGGCCACCAAAUCCCAGAAAACUCGGCGCCACAAACAACCCAUCGAUGACUCGCAAAUGCAGCUCGACGAUUCUAAGUACAAAGUCUACAUCUACAACAUCGACGACGAGCUCUCCUCAUCCGACAACGAGAGCGAAAGCGCCGACGGCAAGCUCGUCUUCCUCCCCGACAUUGAGAAGCACCUGCUCGCCAGCCGCAUCCCGACGCGCGUGCUGGACCCGAGGCCCGACCCGUGCGCCGAGCUGGCGGGAAAGGAGCUCGUGUUGUACAGCGUGCCGAGUUCCAUCUCGAUUCCCGAGGAGCAAGACAGCGUACGCAAGGCUAUUAUUGAAGCGAGAGCCAGGGCGAGGGAGAAGCAGCGGGCUGGGAUGCUGCAGGCUGCUGCUCGCCAGGCGCUCGUGCCUGUGCCGGCGAUGUCAUCAUCGCCAUUAUUGACGGUUGGGCCGAUGGAGGCUGAGCCAUUGGUUGGGUUCGAGGAGGACCCAGAUGCGAUGGAGCUUGAUUAA